This is a messenger RNA of Colletotrichum destructivum, 601 nucleotides long. Its product is annotated as Putative GroES-like superfamily, alcohol dehydrogenase-like, trans-enoyl reductase. Gene Ontology annotation, molecular function: oxidoreductase activity, acting on NAD(P)H. The transcript is spliced from 4 exons. The record is from RefSeq and is a predicted model, not a curated record. NCBI's taxonomy places the organism in Eukaryota, Fungi, Ascomycota, Sordariomycetes, Glomerellales, Glomerellaceae. The coding region runs from base 22 to 528 and encodes 168 amino acids.
ACCACUCACACCAACAUCUCAAUGGCGACUCAUCAGAACAUAGCGGCAUGGCUGCCAGGCGUAGGAAAACAGGUCGAAAUUGGUCCUGCCGAUAUUCCAGACCCUGGCCCAGGGGAGCUGCUCAUUAAGGUCCAAGUGGUCGCUGCGCAGCCAGCAGAGUACAAGAUCCAAGAGGGAACCCUCCCGUAUCAGCUGAAUUUCCCCACCGUCAUUGGAUUGUCUUUUUCUGGCACAAUCGUCAAGGUCGGAACGGAGGUCAGCCGCUUCAAGCCGGGCGACCGCGUUGUCACCAACAAUUGUGGAAGUCUCCGCAAUGAUGCUCGAUUUGGAGCUUACCAGAAGUACGCGCUCACCAAACAAGAGAUGACAGCAAAGAUUGGAGUAGCCUCUUUUGAGACUGCAGUUUCAUUGUCCAGCCUGUGCUAUCCUGCCAGUGCACUUAUCCAGACCCUGCACCUUGACAAGCCAUCUGACCAUCCUAAUCCCCAGAACAACGCAAACCCGAGAUCCGAACCUUCUUCCGCUUAGGAAUGAGGCGGCACUAUCCCCGUACAGCUUCCCUCUCGCCUAAUUUUUCUUGGCAUCCGCUAUUAGUGAAUCA